Hemisphaericaspora subhashii is the source of this 756-nucleotide messenger RNA. RefSeq lists its product as uncharacterized. Bases 1 to 756 code for a protein of 251 amino acids. The transcript has a single exon. Lineage: Eukaryota; Fungi; Ascomycota; Pichiomycetes; Serinales; Debaryomycetaceae. The record is from RefSeq and is a predicted model, not a curated record.
AUGAAUUUGCUUAAGUUAAGCACGGGAAAAAAGCAACUAGACUUGCCAGUGAGAGAUAUGAGAAACGAACUCAGGAAAGCUAGCCCUGAACUAAGUAAGAAUAAAUUACUGGUCAAACCACGCAAUGAUUUAACCAAAGGGAUCUUUUUACUUCCGGAUGAUGUAUUACUGAUAAUCUUAGAUCAAUGUAACCAGAUGGAUGCAUUCCACUUAGCUUUGACCCAUAAAACAUUCGACAAAGUGUGUAAAAGAAAGUUGUUUAAAUCCAUUUUUGUUUAUGAUGAUUGCUUAAAAGGUGAAGAUACCCAAGUCAUUAAUGUUCCCAAAAAAUUGUAUACUCCCUUCUAUAUGGAAUAUACUGUAGUAAGUUGCUCAAAAUUGUUCAAGUUUUUCUCAAGCACCUAUUGUAUUCCUCGAUAUAUUAAGAGCAUACUUUUUGCUGAUGACAGACAAGUUUCAGUCCAAUACUUGAAUGCUACACUUGUAAUGGCACCUAAAUGUUCGAUUCGGUUUCUUGAUGUUAGACUUGACGGAAUCAAGCGAUGGCUAUUAAAGCAUCAGAAGAAAUCACUUGCGAAAUUCCAUUUAUUUGGAAAUAGUUUAGAACUAAGCUACCCAGAACAAAACAAGAACUUGGUGCAACAUUUGUUCUUGCGGGACUAUGAGACAGUUUGGUUACAAAAGGAACUCCCUAAAUUUAAACGGUUGAAAAGUAUCAACAUUAUUGGAGGUACUAAGUUCGCUUGUCCAACCUAA